This is a messenger RNA of Phascolarctos cinereus (koala), 5343 nucleotides long. RefSeq names its product glucosaminyl (N-acetyl) transferase 4 (gene GCNT4). NCBI's taxonomy places the organism in Eukaryota, Metazoa, Chordata, Mammalia, Diprotodontia, Phascolarctidae. The record is from RefSeq and is a predicted model, not a curated record. Gene Ontology annotation, molecular function: acetylglucosaminyltransferase activity. Gene Ontology annotation, cellular component: membrane.
CCCUCGCAGUCCGCACCGAGGACGGAGGGAGGGCGGGAGAGAGCCGGCGCCGUGGCGGCCGCUGUCGCAGCGGAGAAGCCUGCCGGAGAAGCGGAGCCCCGCCUGCCGCCUACCUCUGCAGCCUCAGGAACCCGGGGCUCGGGGUUGCCACUACCUGCUUUCAAUGAAGGGAUACAUGUGUUCUUCUAAAUACCCUCUGCGACAGAAGAUUUUCAUCCUGUGUUUGACACUAUGGUUGUUCUCUUUACUGAAACUUUUAAACGUGAAAAGAUCCUACUUCUCCGGAAAAGGCAUUUACUUAGUCGAACGAUCUUUAAGCAUGUCAUCAUAUGUAAGAAACAGGUAUACUUUUGUCAGAGGUGAAUCCUGGUAUAAAAUUAACUGUUCCCAUAUUUAUGAGCAAGAGCCUGUGGAGAUUGGCAAGACAUUGGAGAUAAGGAGGAAAGACAUCAUUGAUUUAGAUGAUGAAGAUGUCGUAGAAAUGACCAGAGAUUGUAAGGUCUAUCGGGCCAUAAGAAGAUACCAUCUGAAACCUGUUUCAGUGGCAGAGAAAAAAUUCCCAAUAGCUUAUUCUUUGGUAGUUCACAAAGAUGCUAUCAUGGUUGAAAGGCUAGUCCAUGCAAUAUACAACAGUCACAAUGUUUAUUGUAUCCAUUAUGAUCAGAAAUCACCUAAUACUUUCAAACUAGCCAUGGACAAUUUAGCCAGGUGCUUUUCCAACAUUUUCAUUGCUUCCAAAUUAGAGACAGUGGAAUAUGCUCACAUAUCCAGGCUCCAAGCUGAUUUUAAUUGCUUAUCUGACCUGUUGAAAUCCCACAUUCCAUGGAAGUAUGUUAUUAACCUGUGUGGACAAGAUUUUCCUUUAAAAUCAAAUUUUGAAUUAGUAACUGAGUUGAAGAAACUAAAUGGGGCAAAUAUGCUGGAGUCAGUGAAGCCAAGUAACAGCAAAAAGGAAAGAUUCACUUAUCAUCAUGAACUCAAAAUUGUGCCUUAUGACUACAUGCUAAUGCCUGUAAGGACAAACAUUUCCAAGGAAGCUCCACCCCACAACAUUGAGAUUUUUGUGGGUAGUGCUUAUUUUGUUUUAAGCCGAGCCUUCGUUAACUAUACUUUCAAUAACCCCCUCGCUAAGGACUUUUUUGAGUGGUCUAAAGAUACAUACUCCCCAGAUGAGCAUUUCUGGGCCACCAUGAUCCGAGUACCAGGAAUACCUGGGGAGAUUUCCAGAUCAGCACAAGAUGUCACAGAUCUACAAAGUAAAACCCGACUGGUCAAAUGGAAUUACCUGGAAGACCAUUUCUAUCCACCCUGUACUGGCUCUCAUCUCCGUAGUGUAUGUAUCUAUGGGGCAGCUGAAUUAAGAUGGCUUAUGAAAUACGGACACUGGUUUGCCAAUAAAUUUGACUCCAAGGUGGACCCAGUUUUAAUAAAAUGUUUGGCUGAAAAGCUUGAAGAACAACAGAGAGAGUGGGUCCGUUUAUCUUCAGAAAAAUUAUUUAUGUUUGGAAGUCCCACAUCUGCAUCACUGCAGAGCCACCAUGAUAGAAAUAUCGUGAUGAAGUGAUGAUUGCUUUUAAUAUAACAUAUGAUGAUAUAUAACAUCAUUAUAAUUAUAUAAAUGUUAUUCUCCCAUAUUUUGAAAGAUGUCUGAUACAUGGGGAUAGAAAGAAGAUUGUCAUAAGCUGGUGUAUAGUGGUAAUUUGCUUGUGUGUAUCACACCUAUCGCAAUUCCACUGGAUAGAGUUUUUGUGACUUUCAAAAUAUUUAGGCGUCAAAGGGCAAGUUAUAAUAAUGAGGCAUAUCAUGCCCUUGGGAAACUUCCCAUCGAAUUCCUCUGUGGUAUUUUUAUAGUGACCCUGAGACCUUCAUAGUAGUAUCUAAUUACUACAUUUCAAGUGGUCUGAAGAUACAUGCUACUAAUUAAGUACUGCUGAAGGAAGUUUGGCCAGAGCACACAGAAGGCAACAAUGCAUUUUGGAUGGUCUUUAAGUCCAGUAAUUAACAUUCCAUUUCUCUCUCAUUUCAGUUGCCUAGUUUUUUAAAAAACUUUUAAAAGGGUAGGAGGGAGGACUGUCUACUACCUCAGAAGAGCUCAAAGAAAAGUCCAACUUCCUGCCAUAUCAUAAUUUAGCUCACCUUAUAUUCAGGGUGACUGAAAAAACUGCUGAAAUGAACACGUGUGGUGGUGAAACUCUGCGGGUAAAGUUGAAGAUCCAAGGUGUUCCUGAGAUUGUAUGUCCCACAUUACUCUGUGAUACCAUUGGACAGCACAAUUUUUUUAUUCACAACUAUUCCUUUUAAACUUACGUAAGGGUUAGUUGAUGUUUUGAAGAAUUAACCUUGGGAAUCCAGGGCCAAGGUGCAGUUUUGUUAGAAUAGACGCCUUCUAUGUUUUUGAUAUAGCUUGUGGAACUAUCAUGCUUAGAGUCACUGUGAAUUUUCUGCAAAAGGAGGUGUGGAAAAUGGCAGCUUUCUAAAGUAAAUAUCUAGAAAAAAAUAAAGUAAACAACUAGAUGAUCAUUUUUAUUAUGCCCAUGGCAGUUGUUCCAGAAUGUGAUACCAUGGAGCAAUAGAUUUGGCAUCAGAGGGCCCAGGUUCCAAUCCUGGUGCUGCCACUUGCACUUCUAUAUGACCUUGGGCAAAUCACUUCACCUUCUGGACCUCAGUUUCCUCAGAUAUAAAAAUGGGGAAGAGGGAUUAGACUCAAUGCCUUUUAAGGCCCACUCCAGCUCUGAAUCUAUGAUUUCAAGUAGGUAAGUUUUAAAACUUUAGAAACUCUGUUUACCCCCUUAGUGUAACUACAAAAUGAAGAAAUGUUUUCCAAGCGAACAGUUAAAAUUUCUGAAGUUCUUAUAUCAUACUUCAGUGACCCAUGAUGAUACUAGUGUGGACAGUUCCCCACUAGUGCAUCUUAUAGCCUCUCCCAGCCAGUACUUACUGUAGUCUUCAUGUGGUGGUCAAUCCUCUGGUGAUAAACCUCUCUCGACUUUCCUAAGUUGGACUUAAGAUGACAAGCACAAAGUCUGUCCUUCAGCUGUGGUCAAAGCUAAAUGAGAAUCUUCCAGAGUUUGUCUCCUGGUCUCAUGGGCCUUUGAGAACCCAGGGUCCAUGGACAACUGAUUCAUUCCAUUUGGUAACAUCAGAGUCAAACUAGAGUGGAGGAUUUGUAGUAAUAGUGCUGAGACUUUCUGCUCCUUGGAGCUGGUUAAUGGAGUUUUCAUUAAGAUAAGUAAUUAAAAUGCAAAUUAUUUUUAUGUAGCUGUGAUAGGGAAAGGAGGGAAAUGUGGGAGAAGGUAAGAUGAUUGAGGAAAAGUUAGAGAGUCUUACCAAACUCCCCUUGCAAAGUUGCAGAAUUUAGGUCAGUGUUUUUGAGUGUUCUUUCUUAGUUCAAAGGCUGCCUCAGUAACUACCUACAGAAGUAGUUAUCUAUGCCCCAAAAAACCACCUAAUUGGAUGAUUGUAAUGGUGAUACUUGACUGUAUUAUUACAUGUAUAGUUAUUUCUGGGUUUUGUUCCGUAAUCAUACGUGAAAUGCACUUUGAUUUAUUUUAUGGGACAUGUUGCUUGCUGCUAAGUGAGAUGACAUCUCUCCCUCUCUUUCUCCCUUACUCCUUUCUUUUUUUUUUCACAUUCCCUUCCAAGCAUUUUGACCAAAUAUAGCUCAUCCAAAGCCUUUGAUCCUAAAAAUAAGUCACCCUCUGAGAUACUUCAGUGAUUCUGCCAGAGGUUCCUUUUGUAACUAAUUAGACUAACUUAAGUGGGCAAAGGCCUGUCUCAUUCCCAGAGCUUACUGAUGUCUAUUGGUGGCAAUGAGAAAUAGACAGCUGUUGAGACAGAAACCAAGAUGGGGGAGUGGUGGAUCAUGGCAGUGGAUAAAGUGCUAGUCUUGAAAUCAGGAUGACGGGGAUUCAAAUUCCGCCUCAGACCAGCUGUGUGACCUGGGCAAGACCCUUAACCUCUCUGGGCCUCAGUUCCUCAUCUGUAAGAUGAGGGGGGAGAACUAGAUGGCUUCUAAAGUCACUUCCAGUUCUAAAUCUGCAGUCCAUAACCUAGAUCAGUUUCUCUUCUCUUGAGGUGAACCUGUGCAUUGAGAAAUUCCUUUAUUGAUCAAUCACUUUAUUGACACAUACAAAUGGGAACACAGAGCCAUUCAUUUGAGCUCUAAUUCCAAUGAUCCUGUGGUUUAUUAAAUGCAACAGACUGUGCUAGGCACAGGGGGAAAUACAAGGAUAGAUGAUGCCUGGUCCUACCCUUAAGGAAUUUAUAUAAUCUUAGAAGGAGGAUAAUAUCAACAUGUCCCUUUCUCCAGUUCCUUCUGCACAGUUUCUCAUAUUAAUCUUCCUAAUUCACAGCUCUGAUCAUAUCACUCCGCUGUUCAAAAAACCUUCUCUAGCUCCCCGUUGCCUACCGAGUAAAGUACAAAAAUGCAGUAGCUGCACUUUCUUUUCUUAUUAACCUCUUUUAGACAUUGGAUAAUCAGGUCGAAUAUGUCAUGUCUGGGAAGCUUUUACAGUGAGCUGAGUGCUGGACGCAAGACUAUGAAGUACUUGCUAUUUUUCAGUCUAUUCUUUCUGGCCUUUUGCAGUUACUCCUCUGUCAUUUAAGGAUAUGGGAAAACCUGCAAAUACCUUUGUAUAACAGGUGUCCCACUCCCUUGUUCUUCAGAUGAUUCUUUAAAACCUGACUUCUGUUAUGAAAUCUUUCAACAUUUAUUAUCUCUGUCCUGACAUUGCCCUUCCAAGGAUUAGGGAUGUGGAUCUUUUAAAUAGUAUUUAUUGGAUUUUGACUAUAAGCUCUUUAAAGGUGAAAACAGGAAUUUUGUGAUUGUAAAUGACUUAUGUAUGGGUAUUAGAUAAUGUUAAUAAUGAAAGAUACUACUGUCUAAUUUAUAUCAUGUAAAUAAUACCAUGUUGCAAAAGCUUGAUGAUAAAUGUCAAUGUUUACUGUUUUCAGUACUAUGAAUUGAAAUCAAUUCUACAUAUGUGAAAUGGAAAGUGUCCUCCUGCCCCUCCAAAUGUGACAACAGAUGUAUAUUUUAACACAUUUCAUAAAAAAUAACUUAUUAGGAAUUUUGAAAUUAUAAAGUGCUGUAUACAUGUAAAUGUAUACGGUAUUAUAAUAUACCUGUUCAUAGGAAGUAUAACCACCAAGUGACUGGAGUUUUGUUUUGCUUUAGCAUUUUGACAGACUCAUUUCUAAAUUCUCUCCUUGUGGGUUACCUUUUCAAAGAGCACAUCUUUUCAACUAGAUGUAUUUUGAAUACAUUGUUAGUGCAUUUUUGUAUUACACCAUUGCUGAAUGUUAAUUUUCUGAUAUUUUAAAAUAAAAUGUGUUUGAAAUGAA